AUGUCCAAUGAGCCAGAUCUUUCGCUACCAUCAACGGCGCCAUCAAUGGCACGUUAUCGUGGGCACACACUUAACUUACCUCCAACGGCCUUGUACACUCUUGUCGAUUUGACCGAUGCAGAACUUGAAGAGUGUCAACGCGAGUGCGAAAGUAAGUGCGUCGAAUGUGAGAGGGAUCGGGGCACUUCCGUUCGUCUCGCUCCACAAUCGCGAUUUGUCGGCCAACCUUUGCGUGCUGCAUUUGAUUAUCACAUCGAUUUGGCAUCACAAAAUAUCUUUGAGCCCUUUUACUUUAUCGCCGUUGUCAAAAAAGACUGGAGAAGCAAAGGUGUCAUACUAGUCACACUGAACAAGAUGGAUGCCGAGGACUCUAAUUGUAAUGUUGAUUCCUUUCGUACCAGAGCUGCUGAUUCCGGCUUGAAUAUCGCAAACUUACAAAUUGCGAAUAUGGGUUGGGACGAAUUGAAAGAUUUCACUGGGCUACAUUCCAACGAAGGAGAUGAUGAAGACGAUAAAACUGACAAAAAUAAGAACGACAAUGAUGUUAAUAAAGAUGAUGGUCCACCAGCACCAAUCAAAAAUAUCCCUCUAGGUUACUACAUUCCCAUCUAUAUCCACUUAAGUUUACUCGAAGAAGAUGUUGUUGCCAAGUUGGAGCCAGGGCUCAAACAUAAGUCGCCAGAGGACUUGGCCUGCCGCGUUCAAGCCAAACUCACGCCUUCAUUUUCUACCUCCAGCCCAACGUCUACUCGGGACCUCAUCCAACAGGCCGCUAUACUUCAUCCCCAGCGCUGUUCGAAGAACAAAUGGCUGCACAAAACUCACAUCCUAGUCAUCGACACGGCAAACCCUGAUGAAAACGGUAUGCUGAUGGCUAAAUUGCCAUCGUGGGAUGGAAGUCACUCGGAAACAACAGGAAACAGACAAUUGCGCGGCAUCGGGAAAGGAACAUUUACUACCCCUCCGCACAUCCGAAUUCCGUAUUCUUGCAACGAUGGUCUUCAGACACGUUUCCUAAUUUUGGCUAAUGGUGAUGCUGACUGGCCAUCGGAAAGUGUGCGCGAGCAACCAGUCUUCAUCGCCUUCCAGUACAACACACAUGGAAAAGAGCUUGGCUUUUGUGCUGACUCGAUUGAUUCUGAGGCCGCUAAACGGAGCCCUGGAGAGGAGAGAUUGGUUUAUGCGCCGCAAGGGAUCAAGCGGCCAGGUCAUGGUCUGGAGCAGAUUAAAUGGAGUUAUGAUGAGGCUGUGAAACGAUUCCCUUGGUUCUGUCGUGAAAAGCGUUUCAUUGAGGGUCUUGAUAAGGAGUUUUUCAUCUGUGUAGAUGGUGAUGAUAUGACUAAGACCGGGUUGUUGCUUGUCCGUAGAAAAUGGGAUGGGAACUUGUGGGACCGAACUCGAGAUGAACUACUCGAUCUGCCUAUCGAUGAUGUCAGGACUGUGAGAGUUCCAGUCGAAGAGGCACUUGCCAUACUGGAGAAAGGGAGGAAGGGUGAAACAAAUGGGAUGAGUGAUGGCUUGAAGGAUUUCUUCUUGUAA
Botrytis deweyae is the source of this 1539-nucleotide messenger RNA. RefSeq lists its product as uncharacterized. Bases 1 to 1539 code for a protein of 512 amino acids. NCBI's taxonomy places the organism in Eukaryota, Fungi, Ascomycota, Leotiomycetes, Helotiales, Sclerotiniaceae. The transcript has a single exon. The record is from RefSeq and is a predicted model, not a curated record.